UUGGCGGGCACGGCGCGGAGCCCGCCGCCCGCCCUCUCCGCACGGAGCGCGGUGCCGCGGCGGAGGCGCUCCCGGCCCCACGCAGCCCGCCGGGCCGAGAGGGUUUGAGGCGGCUCGGCGUGGCGAGAAAUGUGCCGGGGCCGCCUGGCGGCUUUGACAUGCUGAUCCUUUCCGAGCGCUUAACAGGAUCGCAAAACCUUUCGAGCGGCUUUUCCCCGUCAGCCCGGCUUACGCGCGCGGGUUUUGCCCGUAAUCCGCCCUCGCCGCGUUCAGGGGCGGCCGCGGUGGGCGCUGCUCUGCCCCGCCCCGCCGCCCCCGCGGGGUACCGCCGCCCCACGGCAGCGGGCAGCGGGCAGCGCCGCUGGGAGCGGGCGCCGAGAAAGUUUGGGUCCGGAUACUGCCGAGGGAGGCGUGGAGGCUAUCAAUUAGAUGUUGAUAUGUAAAGCAAAAUGGCAAAAAUCAACACCCAGCACUCCUACCCUGGCAUGCAUGGACUGUCUGUCAGAACUACUGAUGAAGAUAUUGAAAGGAUUGAAAAUGGCUUUAUCAGAACCCAUUCACUGUGUGAGGAUACAUCUUCAGAACUGCAGAGAGUCAUUUCUAUGGAGGGAAGACAUCUAUCUGGAUCACAAGCGAGCCCAUUCACAGGCAGGGGAGCAAUGGCAAGGCUGUCACGAUUUGUUGUAUCUCUGAGGUCGUGGGCCACAAGACAUCUACACCAUGAAGACCAAAGGCCUGACUCUUUCCUAGAGCGUAUCCGAGGGCCAGAGCUUGUAGAGGUGUCCAGCAGGCAAAGUAACAUCCGCUCCUUCCUGGGCAUCCGUGAACAGCCUGGGGGAGUAAACAGUCCGUGGCCCUUGGCCAGGUUUAAUGUCAACUUUAGCAACAACACCAAUGAAGACAAAAAAGAAGAAAAGAAAGAGGUUAAAGAGGAAAAGAAAGAGGAAAAGAAGGAGGAAAAGAAGGAGGAAAAGAAAGAGGAAAAGAAAGAUGAUAAAAAAGAUGACAAAAAAAAGGAAGAGCAGAAGAAAGAGGUCUUUGUGAUUGAUCCUUCAAGCAAUAUGUAUUACAACUGGCUGACCAUCAUUGCAGCACCUGUGUUCUAUAACUGGUGUAUGCUUAUAUGCAGAGCCUGCUUUGAUGAGCUACAAGUUGACCAUAUCAAAUUAUGGCUGUUCCUGGACUAUUGCUCUGAUAUCAUCUAUGUUUUCGACAUGUUUGUCAGAUUCAGGACAGGCUUCCUUGAGCAAGGCUUGCUGGUAAAGGACGAAAAGAAGUUACGAGAUAAUUAUACCCAAACUGUGCAGUUCAAGCUGGACGUGCUGUCUCUUCUGCCAACAGACCUGGCGUAUCUGAAGCUGGGUUUGAACUACCCUGAGCUGCGAUUUAACCGCUUGCUGAGGAUUGCUCGCCUGUUUGAAUUUUUUGACCGCACAGAAACCAGGACAAAUUAUCCAAACAUGUUUCGUAUUGGAAAUCUUGUCUUGUACAUUCUCAUCAUCAUCCACUGGAACGCGUGUAUAUACUUUGCAAUUUCAAAGGUAAUUGGCUUCGGAACCGACACUUGGGUCUACCCCAAUGUAUCCAUCCCGGAGUAUGGGCGCCUGUCGAGGAAGUACAUUUACAGCCUGUACUGGUCAACGCUGACGCUGACAACCAUCGGGGAAACUCCUCCGCCUGUGAAGGACGAGGAGUAUCUCUUUGUGGUCAUUGACUUCCUGGUGGGAGUCUUGAUCUUCGCUACCAUCGUCGGUAACGUGGGCUCCAUGAUUUCCAACAUGAAUGCCUCCAGGGCAGAGUUCCAGGCCAAAGUCGAUUCCAUUAAGCAGUACAUGCAUUUCCGAAAAGUAACGAAGGAUUUGGAAGCCAGGGUUAUUAAGUGGUUUGAUUACCUCUGGACCAAUAAGAAAACAGUGGAUGAAAAGGAAGUUCUCAAAAAUCUGCCCGACAAGCUGAAAGCUGAAAUUGCCAUCAACGUCCACUUGGACACACUGAAGAAAGUGCGUAUAUUCCAGGAUUGUGAAGCUGGACUGCUCAUCGAGCUGGUGCUGAAACUGAAACCUACUGUCUUCAGUCCUGGGGACUACAUAUGCAAGAAGGGAGAUAUUGGGAGGGAAAUGUACAUUAUAAAGGAGGGAAAGUUGGCAGUGGUGGCAGAUGAUGGUAUAACCCAAUUUGUAGUCCUGAGCGAUGGCAGCUACUUUGGUGAAAUCAGCAUCCUCAACAUCAAAGGCAGCAAAUCGGGCAACAGGAGGACAGCCAACAUAAGGAGUAUCGGUUAUUCGGAUUUGUUCUGCUUGUCUAAAGAUGAUUUAAUGGAAGCCCUCACAGAAUACCCAGAAGCCAAAAAGGCUCUGGAAGAGAAGGGCCGACAAAUUCUGAUGAAAGACAAUUUAAUAGAUGAGGAAGCAGCAAAAGCAGGAGCUGACCCAAAAGACUUGGAAGAAAAAAUAGACAGGCUUGAAACAGCCCUGGAUACACUGCAGACGAGGUUUGCGAGGCUCUUGGCGGAGUACAGCUCUUCUCAACAAAAAGUUAAGCAGAGACUUGCCAGAGUAGAAACCAGAGUGAGAAAAUACGGUAGUGGCACCUUAUCCAUUGGAGAAGAUGAGCCUGAAAAACCCGAGCAGCAGAAAAAGGACUGAUAAGAGCAUUUAUAUUUCAUUACUUAAUGGAGAAGGUUGGAAUGUGUGAAAGCCAUAAAUGUAUAUAAAUACGUGUGUGCAUACAUAGCCAUGAUUAUUUUUAUAUGGACUUGAGAAUGGUUUUUAGCAUUUUUAACUGAAGCAGAAUUUUCUUGUAAAUAGGAUAAUGUCACCUUCUUCGUAGGGGAGAUUUGGUCCAUCAUUUGGGUACAUUUUUGUACUGGGAGUGGAUUUCUUCUAAGUUAUGCUCAGACCACCCGGUGCUUGUAUGGCAUGUGUAGGUCUUGACACACUGUCUCUUCACACACACGUUGUGUUAAGAAGGCAUUAUACUUAAAGUAGAGGGAUUACUAUGAUUCUUUUUUUUUAAGGCUUUGAAGGUAUUUAUAGAGUACAUCUACCUUCCUAGACUAUUAAAUGCAUGGAUACACAGCCUGGCUUCUCAGAAUCCUUCUUUCACAGUGAAGCAGUCUGCACAAGCUGUAGGACUACAGCUAAGGCAGCGCUUGGCCUACACAGUGUAGAUCUGUGUACAACAACCCCCACUUGAGAGGGAAUCCCCAAAAGCUCACUGAUGGAAGAUGUCUGUAUAACAAUAAGCUUUAGAAAACCUGGGAAGAGCAAAGAGCAGCUCCUGGACACUUGGUUUGCUCAGUGCUGGAAGGACACUGCUAGGAAAUUAUGCUGCCCAGAGAGGUGGUGGAUGCCCUGAACCUGGAGGGAGACACGGUCAGGCUGGAUGGGGCUCUGAGCAACCUGAUGUAGCUGUAGGUGCCCCUGUUCAUUGCAGGGGAGUUGAACUAGGUGGUUUUUAAGGAUUCCUUUUAACUCUAACAAUUCUGUAAGCUGCAAGGACUGCAGGAAAGGAUGUCCCUUUCUGCCUGCCCCCUUUCCUUCCCCAUAGGGUUCCUGCAAGCUGGGAACAGACCCUCUGUUGAAAAGUCUUUCUGGCAUUGGAUCUGUUUUCUUUAUUUCAUUAACUAACACAGGUAGAGCCACUCCAAGUAUUACUUACACCAAACAUAUGCCUGCCAAAGCCCCUCCCCACACCAAAGACAAAAACUUUUGUUCACCAGAUGGGUCCAACAGCUUCAGCCAUCAGGGAAAGUGUUUGCUGUUCCCUUUUCCUUUCUCUCUGCUUAUCACAUGCCAGAAAAAGAGCACUCCUGAUAUAAUUGGCUUUGGUCACUUUAAAAUGUGUAGCUUUUGGCACUGUGAAAUCACAUCCUUUGCCGUCUUUCAUCUCUGUAAGACACUUGUUUCCCCUUAAUGUGGAUACAGCAUGUACAUUAAAUUAUUUUGAGUAGCACCGUGUAUUUUUUCUCAUCCCUCACCCUGCUUUUUUAGUGUUUUAUCAUAGACUUCAGUAGUUCCAGUACUACAUAGCCCAGAAGACCCUGAUGUGACAGAAAUCCAAGUGGGGACCACUGCAUUCUGUGCUUACUGCAGGGCAGCUGGGGCAGCACCCUGCUUCUGUGCCCAGCUCUCCACCCAGAGGCACAGCAGGGAUGGGGCCUCAUCCAGCAGAAAUACACACUUACAAACUUCUACUACCCAAAACUCCUCUCCUGGCAGGAGCUGGGCUGAUCCUUGAGCCCACCCAAGAGCACAAAAGCAAGGAACAUGAAAGCUGUUAGGGACUACAUAAACACACAGCCUGAAAUGGCAACCAGCAGUUCAGUGAGCCCACUACCUACUUUGCAUGUUAGCACCAGACAGAACCUGGGGAGGAGCUGGGGACUAUGCCUGGUAGUGUUGCUCAAAGAGGAGACCCAGGGGUUUUAAUAUCUUCUGCAGGUGCAGGAGGGCCAGAUUGAGGGAGCAACAAUGGAAAAUGGUGGUGACAGCAAACCAGCACGUCUGCAUACACACAGCCUCACACAGCCAGUGUUUGUGGUCAGCCUGGUUGUGCAGACCUCACUCAGCAAGAGCUGAGGAACAGCCCCUGCACUUAACACUCUCAGACAUCAGCUCUACAGUUUUGUUCUGGCCAAAUAUUUAUUAACCGGCAAGCAGAGGACUCUGCUUUACAUUAAGAAACAAACUACUCUUUUUCCACACCCACACCAGUGUCUCUCUGAGCUGGUCUGUCCAUUACAGGCUUAAAUCUGCUCCCACAGUGCUGGCCAGGAUGAGCAGGGAGUUCAUCAGCCAAACCUCUUACAUGCUGGGCACAGCAGUACAGCAGGAGGCAGCGCUGACCGCAGGAGAGCUGUUCCACGUCUGGACUGGCAACAUGGCAGCGUUUGUGCUUGGCUUCAGAGUCCCCUGGCACUAUGAGCGUUUCCAUCCUGGAACAGACAAAAAGAAUCAGAUCCGUGUUUACAUAAUUCAGCAUUCAUAAAACCCUUUGUGUGUUCCUGACAGCAAAAUGAAUUAUUUACUAGAUGGGUCUGGCAACUGCGCAGGCAGCUGAAGCCAGGCUUUGGGCUGUGGCGGCUUUCCGGAGGGAAACUGUCAGUCUGGGAAUCCCCGUUUCCACCCUAAAUUUACAGCAGAGAGAUGAAAGGAGGAUGCUGAGCAGUGGAGCCUUCAGGGAGCCUGGGGAAGCCCCACUGUCCUUCACGCUACCUGAGGUGGAAGGACAUACAUCCCCCCCCCCCCUCCCCCCCCCAAGGAACACCCUGAAGGUCUACAGCCAGCUUAACCUUUUGUUCCCCAAAUUCAGAUUUUGCAACCAUUUCCAGCUCAAACUUACUCACUGGGCUCACAAGCCAAAUGCUGAGGCUUGCAGCGGCCCUCAUGGCUUUGCUGCGGAGGAGGAGAUUCCACAGUCAGGUCUGCAGCACGAGGAGAGGUAGGGCAGACUCUGGGUGCAUGAGGAAGCCAGCUCCUGCAGCCCCAUGCACUGGACAGCAGGCUGUCCUCACCCUCCAGAACAAACACAAUUACCUCUGCACCAGAAAACCAGCAGCAGCUCUGACACUUUCUCCGAGUGCUCUAUCACUGCACUCACACCAAAACUAUCCUCCCAGGAUACUGAAGACAUCAUUCAGCUCCAAUACAGAUCUGCUCUAUGUGUAGUUUGUGUUUCAGUUUUUUGCCUCUUUGGACAUCUGGUCCAUUUGUUUCUAGGCUUUAAUUCUUUAGUCUUCUGGUCUCAUCACCAGCAGUUGUUCUCCCCUUCCUCUUGCUGGAAAAGCUGCCCCACCAAGGCCACUCACCCUGAGCAGCCUCUCCAGGUGCCCAGUUCAGCAAGAACCAGAGGCCUCUGCACACAAAAAGACGGAGAAGCACUAAAGCAUCUUUUUUUUUGGCACUGCAAAAAGCUGUGCUGCAAAGAUCCACUCAUUUUCAGAGAGCCAAUUGUCUGAACGCUGCAGUUCAGAUAUGUCCAAUGAACUUCAAAGAUUGCCACUAUUUUCAUACUAUAUACAGAUUUAGGCAAUUAAGAGCAAGUCUUGGGGCUGACUGUUCCAGUGCUCCACACAAUGCAGCCUCACACAGCAGGGGUUUGGGGACAUCCCUGCGAUGCUACACCAGGCAGGUCAUUGUGCACAUGUCCUGCUACUGACCUUACAAUUCAACGUAUUUGGUUGCUUCAGUACCACUGAGAGGCCCAUCUGUUAUAGUUGAAGUUGUGCACAGGUACAAGUGGUGAAGGCAGCAGUCAGGAAGUGUUCCAAGUAACCUGUAGAUGUGGCACUUCAGGGACAUGGUUAAUGGGCGUGGUGGGGAAGGGCUGAUGGUUGGACUUGAUCUUUUCCAGUCUGAAUGAUUCCAUGACAGACGUGUAGAUGUACAUCAUAGGCACAGAGUGGGAACUGCAGGUAAUUGAUCACAACCUUUUGUGGGUUUGAGGCUAACCCUAAUAGCAAACAGCUCGUAUCAGAAAAGAACUGUGGAGCUAAACUUGGGAGAAGCUUCUCUUGUAUCUUUUGUAUUGAAAGUUGGAGUUGUUCCAUGUGAUGAAUGAGGCACAAUCCAAAGCACACCGAAACCUCAGGAUGAAGGCAUUCAAAGCCACCAGAAGUCUUUAAUCCCCCUAUGGUGGGGAUUACUGCAGUCUGAGGCUCUUACUGCAGUGGUGAAGGCUGCUGUUAGAAGCGUGACUCACGGAGACCCUGGCUCAUGCUAGCCCACAUCAGUAUCUGUUCUCCUCAAGACAUGGGGAGGGAAGGCAGUCUCCUUGGUUGUGGUGGUCCAGGCUCAUGUUAGUGCCUGCCAAAGGGUAGAUAAGCCCAGUCAGAAAUUCACAAAACGCUAUUCCUUCAUUAAGUGAUCUUUGUUCACACACUGGUGGCUUUCCCUAAAAUCUUUUUAGCAAUCAACAAACGCCUUCACCUAAAACGUCUCUGUUCCCUUGAGAUUCUACCACUACUAUACCUUUAGGCUAUACCUUUAGGUUUAAGAAAACCAAUCCUUUCAGUCCUCUUCCAAGUACCCAAGAGAGAUUUUUAAAGACAGGUGAAGUAAACCUAAACUUGUGAUGCUUCUGUAGACCCAGAAUUUGCUCAACCAUGCCGAAAACCAGUGAAAAACAUUCAGGUUUGCUCCCAGAGCCCAGCAAAAGAGAACUGAAAUGGCAUGUUCUGUACCUUGAUGAGCCCUUCCAGAAACAGACCAUCUGAACUCCUGUAGAGCAGUAGAGCAGCUUGGAGCUGCACCACUUCAAAAGUUGCUUAUCUGGAACUAUAACAGCUGCUGUUGGAGGAUUAGCUGAAAUUUAUAACACUGUUGAGGAGAUAAGAAGGCAUUUUGGGAAAGAGGGCAAAUAUCUGCAUGGAAAACUUGUCAGUUGCAAAGUCUUCAUAGCUUACCUGAAAAUGAUUCCUCAAGAAACAACCUACAGUUUUAAAGGCUAACACAACUAUGCAUUAUUUUAAUGCUAAAGAAUGACAGGAAAAGUAUAUUUACAGUAACAGCACUUCAGUGAGAGCUUUGUAUUUCUAGGCAAUUAUGUGACCUGUCCAAGUUUUGGACGUGCCUAAAAACCGUAAGAAACCUCAAGAUUCCAUCACAUCCAUCAGUUGGGCAUAACCACCAUCACAGAAUCACAGAAUGGCCAGGGUUGGAAGGGACCUCAAGGACAAUGAAUCUCCAACCCCCCUGCCACAGGCAGGGCCACCAACCUCCACAUUUGGCACUAGACCAGGCUGCCCAGGGCCCCAUCCAACCUGGCCUUGAACACCUCCAGGGACGGGGCAUCCACAACCUCUCUGGGCAGCCUGUGCCAGCACCUCACCACUCUCUCUGUAAAGAACUUCCCCCUGACAUCCGAUCUCAACCUUUCCUCCUUGAGCUUGACCUCCUGGAGCUUACCAUCCAUAGCUACACCAGAACAAAACAUAUCACAGAUAUACUUUGAACAGUAUCGGGCUACUGAUGUCAGUUACACCUGCAACAAAACACCUCACGGCACUCAGCAGACUGUUCUCACCACCUACAGUGAACAGAAGCCCUAGGUCCAAAUGAAUCCACGAGCAUCAUCAAACCAUCUUGCACUUCCCUCUUAAAUCUCACACAUUCAGAGAUGCAAGUGCUUAAGUGCCACCUGAAGAUCAAAGAUGAGAAGGCAAAGAGUAUCCCUCCCUCCCCAGCAAGGCAGAUGUGCAUCAGCUGGGACUCAAAAGCAGAACACUGCCAGGCCCCAUGCCACUACAAUGAAUGAAAGUUCAUUUCUGGAGAGUUUUUAUACAUCUUCAACUCUCAAAUUAUGCUAUGCUACAAUGUUUUCUAAACAAAUAACUUAAUAUCCAGUUUAUCAAAGUAAGGAAAUCGUUUUCUUUUUCACUGAAACAUGGUGAAAAAAGGUCACUGUUUUAUUCAGCAUCAUAGUUACAUAGCAGUUGUCUAUUACUAGAAAGUAAUUAUUAAAAUAAUCCUGAAAGACAUCUUUUCUUUCUCCAAUGAUUUCAAAACUAUGCCUUUUUAAUGCCAAUUCCACACAGCCACUGAUCUGAUCUGCAGUAGUCAGUUAUAGCAAUUGUCAAGGCACAAGCUCAGC
This is a messenger RNA of Lagopus muta (rock ptarmigan), 8592 nucleotides long. It is a transcript of the gene CNGA3, whose product is annotated as cyclic nucleotide gated channel subunit alpha 3. Gene Ontology annotation, biological process: monoatomic cation transmembrane transport; potassium ion transport. NCBI's taxonomy places the organism in Eukaryota, Metazoa, Chordata, Aves, Galliformes, Phasianidae. The coding region runs from base 450 to 2645 and encodes 731 amino acids. The record is from RefSeq and is a predicted model, not a curated record. Gene Ontology annotation, cellular component: intracellular cyclic nucleotide activated cation channel complex; plasma membrane. Gene Ontology annotation, molecular function: protein-containing complex binding; intracellularly cGMP-activated cation channel activity; intracellularly cAMP-activated cation channel activity. The transcript has 9 exons.